Sesamum indicum (sesame) is the source of this 1765-nucleotide messenger RNA. RefSeq lists its product as uncharacterized. NCBI's taxonomy places the organism in Eukaryota, Viridiplantae, Streptophyta, Magnoliopsida, Lamiales, Pedaliaceae. The record is from RefSeq and is a predicted model, not a curated record.
UUGAAGAUGAUGUUUUUGUGAUGAAGCUAAGUAGGAUUUUUUGAGAGAGACGAAGGACAGAACCUUUGAGAGGCAUGAAGCUGAUGCUGAUGGCGACGUUCUCGAUGGCGGCGCUCUUAGUCGCCUCCCUCACUUUCGGCGCGUUCUUGUGCACGCGCCACCUCGACUCCGUUGCUUUUCUCAUGGUCAGAAGAGAUCGCAGUUUUCCUUCUGAGAGUAGUCAGAAUCUCGAGAAUUUUCCUACAACCACAGUUAUUCAAGUACAUAAAUGUUCCCUCGGCAACCUGUCUCCAAGUUGUCCAGUCAAUUGCCACUCAUCUAAAACUUUCAUCGGAGACAAAAACGUUAGAUCGACACCACCUCCGUCUUGUCCCGAUUACUUCCGUUGGGUUCAUGAAGAUCUAGGGCCGUGGAGGAAAACAGGUAUCACUAGAGAAAUGGUGAUGAGUGCCAAACGAACAGCCAAUUUUCGGCUGGUCAUAUUAGAUGGGAAAGCUUACGUGGAGACGUACUCAAAAGGAUUUGAGAGUCGGGACACGUUCACGUUGUGGGGGAUCUUGCAGUUGCUACGGAAGUACCCUGGCAAAGUGCCUGAUCUGGACUUAAUGUUCGACUGCGGUGACUUGCCGGUCAUCAAGAAAGAAAAUUUCAAAGGUCGGAUGCACCCAGCACCUCCAACAUUGUUCGGAUACUGCAAGAAUGAUUCAACGUUCAAUAUUGUGUUUCCUGAUUGGUCGUUCUGGGGCUGGCCUGAGCUCAAUAUAAAACCAUGGGAGACAUUGUCCAAGGACAUAAAAGAAGGGAAUAAGAGGAAGAGAUGGAGGGAGCGGAAGCCAUAUGCUUAUUGGAAGGGCAAUCCAUUGGUGGCCUCCAAGAGGAGGGAUUUACGCAGAUGCAAUGUUUCAGACAAAAUGGAUUGGGGUGCUCGUAUCUAUGCUCAGGACUGGCGAAAAGAAAAGAAAGAGGGUUUCAAGCAAUCAAACUUAGCAAACCAAUGCACUCACAGAUACAAAAUCUACAUUGAAGGAGUUGGGUGGUCAGUGAGUGAGAAAUACAUCCUAGCUUGCGAUUCUGUCAUGUUACUCGUAAAGCCUCACUACUAUGACUUUUUCACUAGAGGUUUGACGCCGUUGCAACACUACUGGCCAAUUAAGGAUGACGACAAGUGCAGAUCCAUCAAACAUGCAGUCGACUGGGGUAAUAAUCAUCGUGAAGAGGCUCAGGCCAUUGGCAAGACGGCAAGCAGCUUUGUUCUAAACGAGGUGAAGAUGGAUUACGUUUACGACUACAUGUUUCAUCUCUUGAGUGAGUACUCCAAGCUCUUAAAGUACAAGCCCACCGUGCCUGAGAGAGCGGUCGAACUUUGUUUGGAGGCGCUGGCUUGCCCUUCGCAGGGACUGGCGAAGAAAUUCAUGAUGGAUACGCUAGUUAAAUGUCCGAGUGUUUCUAAUCCAUGCAUGAUGCCUCCACCGUACGAUCCUCCAUCUCUUCAUUCUAUUGUUGAAAGAAAAGAAGGUGUAAUAAAGCAAGUAGAGACCUGGGAAAAAGAAUAUUGGCAGAAUCAGAACAAGCAAAUAUAGGAACUUUACACAUCUUUUCCUUCUUUGUUCCUCGCUGUUAUAGACAAAUGAUUAAAGCAUGCAUAAAUUUAUGUCUUCUCAUACUAUGUUAUCAAUCUUAAAAGCAAGCAGAGAGGUAAAGUUUGCAGAUCAGGGAAUAAUUACUACAACAUAGUAUUGCGUCCAACUAAACAGCGUAUAAUAUA